Molecule: messenger RNA, 1518 nt
Organism: Daldinia vernicosa
Lineage: Eukaryota; Fungi; Ascomycota; Sordariomycetes; Xylariales; Hypoxylaceae
Exons: 3
Coding region: 1-1518 (505 amino acids)
Source: RefSeq, a predicted model, not a curated record
AUGGCGGCGCCGCAGUCGGGUGUUCCAAGAACUUUCGGCGAUCCAAAAAAACCGCGUUAUCGAAAUUACCAUCCUAGAGGGACGGUGAAUAAGAAGGAUCGUGCGAGCGUCCUAAUUUACCUACAGGAUAUUCCGGUGAACGCGACCUUCCCACGUACCGGAGUAUUAAACCGCAUACCUGAAGAACUUCACCAAUACAUAAAUUACGCUCCAAUUGGAUUAGAAUUCCAAGACGGCCGUGUAGCGACGAAUAUCUUUGGUAAUGACGCGGCUCAUGAGUUGCUAGCUGAGUUCGACUCAGUCAUUGAAUUUUCGAAUAACGGUUCACAAUGGAUCCACGAUACACUAACAGAGGCUUUCGGCCGAGAUGCCUUUCGUGGCUUAACCCUCCCAGAAAUGCUGUCGUUGGUUAAAGGGUGGUGUCAUGGAUGGUUUACGGCCCGGAAUCGAUUUAUUGAAUUUGGAAUGAACCAUUGCGUCAGCGUUUGGCAACGUCCUGAGGUUUAUGCAGCAAAUCGGCAAAGAACGGAUAUAGCCAACGAAGUUCUUCAUGCUCCUAACAUCGAGUUUGACGCCGUGUGGGUGUGUGUCCCGAAUGUAAACGUCACUGCGGAAGUUGGUCGGAACACCAGGGGCAUGACAAAUGCGGGUUUCCGAGCUUUAUACCGCUUGAAUAGAAUUGAAGCUAUUGCAAUUAUGCGAAUAGCAAAACAGAAAAGCCGCGAUGGCACGAGCACUAGAUACGGGCGCUUAUUCAGGUGGAUUGUUUAUUUUAUCAAUCAAUAUACGAAAUGGAAGGUCACAGUUUAUGAACAAUACUGCAUGAUGUCCCAGCGGAGUUAUGAUGACCAUGCUGCAAAAAAGAAUUUCCAAACCCAAGAGUGGGACAAGCAUGGUGGCAAGACGAUUGAAGGGUCGACGAACUUACCUCCACGUGGAUUUAGGUUAGGUAGCGGGUUAGCUGGUAGACCGGAACAUAGGGACUUUACAGGAAACACUAUAAUGGAUAUAAACUCUCAAGACUUCACUUACGAAGUCACCACGGUCUUACCAACAACACUCCCUAUAGGCCAAAGACAUCUUAUGCGAGCAGACCCAGCUUGGUGCUUGGAAACCUUGCCAAUCUACGCGUCUCCGAGGCCAAUACCGGUCCCGCGGGCUCCGGCGCAAGCUUUCAACGAUAGUGUAGAUCCAUCAGAUACUUAUGUCGCCGCAGCGAUGGCACAGGUAGUCACACAGUCGGACGACGAGGUAUCUUCCCAGGACUACGACGAGGAGGAGGAGCCCCCCUACAGUAUCGAAAUCCAGGACGGAGUCGGGCAGAAGCGGAGCUUAACCGCGCUCAAGGGCCGGACCGCACGCUUGACUACCUCCGCUCUGCUGCGAAACGCGCUCUGGAGCGCAGGAUCUCUAAAGCGCCCGGCCAGGACGCCGUUGCGCUCGGUAUUUUCCGGCCGAGUGGCCAAGAGGCGAAAGAUCAACGAGCCUAUCGCACCCGCCGCCGCCGAGGAGGAGUAG